This is a messenger RNA of Topomyia yanbarensis, 2113 nucleotides long. It is a transcript of the gene Vps52, whose product is annotated as vacuolar protein sorting-associated protein 52 homolog. Bases 111 to 2093 code for a protein of 660 amino acids. Gene Ontology annotation, molecular function: syntaxin binding. Lineage: Eukaryota; Metazoa; Arthropoda; Insecta; Diptera; Culicidae. The record is from RefSeq and is a predicted model, not a curated record. Gene Ontology annotation, biological process: Golgi to vacuole transport; endocytic recycling; lysosomal transport. The transcript is spliced from 5 exons. Gene Ontology annotation, cellular component: GARP complex.
UGUGUACGCUGACGUUCGCAACGUAACCAAAACACAGACGAAAAACUUUACGUGUUUAUCGCUUUGAUUAUCCUAAUAUUUUCUAAAUUUUACUUUCGACGAUUCACGCUAUGUUCAGCGGUGCCCCACUUGGUGAUCAAAUUGAGGACGAUGAAGUACAGGAGAUACUCAAAACAGGUACCGAUCUGCGCCAGUACUCGGCUCAGAUCGAGAAAGAGUUCAAGGAGGUAGAAAAUCGAUCGAUCGAAGAUUAUAUCAAGGAGAGUCAGAACAUUGCCUGUCUGCACAAUCAGAUUGGAAACACAUCGACGAUACUGGAGCGGAUGGAAUUGAUGCUGAUGGAUAUACAGGACGCGUUAAAUAACAUUAGCACGGAGAUCACGACGCUACAGAGGAAAUCCGUGUCGAUGUCGGUGCAGUUAACCAACAGGCAAUCAGUUCGGGCUCAACUAUCUCAGUUUAUUGAGGAUAUGGCCGUACCUGGGGAAAUGAUUUCGACAAUCAUGGACACAGCGGUCACGGAGAAGACAUUUCUGAUUCAUCUGAAUGAACUGAACCACAAGCUGAGCCUUAUGAAGGAACUUAACUUUAAAGAAUCCAAAUCAUCUCAAGACGUCAACGAUGUAUUGCAAAAGCUUAAGAUUAAAGCGAUGAGUAAAUUACGAGUGUAUCUGAUGGAACAGAUUUAUAAAUUUCGCAAACCUAUGACAAACUAUCAGAUUCCACAGAAUGCGAUGUUGAAAUAUAAGUUCUUUUUUGAAUUUAUACUUUCGAACGAACGCACAGUUGCGCAGGAGAUAUGCAACGAGUACAUCGACACGAUGGGAAAGAUUUAUUAUAGUUACUUUAAAAGUUAUUCGACUAGGCUGGCAGCGUUGAAAUUUGAAGAAGCAGUUUCGAAAGAUGAUCUUAUGGGGCUGGAAGAUACGGUAGCAAGGGGACUUUUUUCUAAGGCUAGCUCGCUGAAGAAUAAAAGUACAGUAUUUUCUAUUGGAGAUCGGGGAGAUGUCCUAAAUCAACAACUUGAAGCGCCAAUCAUUGUUCCACAUGCACAACAAAAGACUCGAUAUCCAUACGAAGCUCUGUUUCGCUCUGAGCAGUACGCCCUAGUGGAUAAUGCCUGUCGAGAGUAUCUGUUCGUGACAGAGUUCUUCAUCGUGCGAGGUCAUCAGGCACAAGAUUUGUUCAAUCAAAUUAUGGGAAAAACUAUGGCAUUAUUAAUCAAAACAUUGGAGACCUACGUUCAGGACUGUUACGAUACGAUUGCAUUGUUUCUUUGCAUUCAACUGUGUCUUCGGUAUCAAUUGAUGUGCCAUAAGCGCUGUGUACCUGCUCUUGACCGGUACUGGGAUAAUCUUCAAGGAGUAAUUUGGCCUCGAUUCGAGCAAGUCUUUCGAAUGAACAUCCAAAGUAUCCAGGAAUGUGAUCCAACAAAGUUUUCCAAAGAAACGGGACCGCAUCACAUAACACGCCGCUACGCGGAAUUCUCGGCCGCUAUAGUGGGCAUUACGGAAAACUUUCCAAACGAACUGGUCAGUCAUCUGUUGCUGGAACUACAGGAAGAAGUCAAGUGUUUCAUGCUACGAAUGGCAGCUAUUUUCACCACCCGCAAAGAGCAGCUCAUUUAUCUGAUCAACAACUAUGACUUGGUGCUCGGGGUGUUGAUGGAACGAACAAGAGAUAAUUCCAAGGAGGCCGAAGCAUUCCGUGAACUUCUCAGUACCAGGUCUGCCGAAUAUGUGGAGGAAAUUUUAGCACCCCACCUUGGCGGCAUUAUUCAAUAUGUAAAAGAUUGCGAACAUAUGCUGGAAAAGGAACAAACUGAAGAAUUCAAGCGCCAAGAGCGUCGAUCGUUGCAGCUAGUGGCUAGCUUUUCCGUUAACUGGAAGAAAUCACUGGAGGAAUUGAACCGAGAGGUGUUUCUAUCAUUCCCCUCCUUGGUCACUGGAUCCCAGCUGUUGCAGUUGGCCCUUGCUCAGUUGGUACAGUAUUAUCACAAAUUUUACAAACUAUUGACUCCAAGCGCACGAGCUCAGCUGGUCAACAUUCAUGUGAUUAUGAUUGAAAUCAAAAAAUAUAAAAGCAACUAUUAGUUGAUUGUCAUAUGGAAAAA